Molecule: messenger RNA, 2646 nt
Organism: Saitoella complicata NRRL Y-17804
Lineage: Eukaryota; Fungi; Ascomycota; Saitoellomycetes; Saitoellales; Saitoellaceae
Exons: 4
Coding region: 1-2646 (881 amino acids)
Biological process (GO): phosphatidylinositol dephosphorylation
Cellular component (GO): endoplasmic reticulum
Molecular function (GO): phosphatidylinositol-4-phosphate phosphatase activity
Source: RefSeq, a predicted model, not a curated record
AUGAGUCAGAGGCAGUUAACGGUUACGUUGACGGAGGAAGCGUUGUUGAUCGCCGCUGCUGGUCAUGAUGUGCAAGGGCCACGGGUGCGGGUCUCGUUUGGGGAUGCGAAGGUUGCUUCGGAAUCAUCAGCAAGGAACGUUUCGUCUGAUGUUUCGUUACGGGUUUCCGGCAUAGCGGGUCUGCUGCGGCUGGACAGUAAGAAGAGUUAUCUUGUCGCUCUCACGAAGGUUACGGAUGUUGGUUUCCUGCCGACGGAGAAGAAGCGAGAACGGGUGUAUCGUGUCGAUGACGUCGUACUCAUUCCACUCGUAUACGAGCCAGCAAAAGAAAUCCUGGAGAAGCUCCGGAAGAUCCAGACGGAGCACGAACAGUCGCGGAGCAUUAUCGACGAUGACGAAGAGGAUAACACCAUCGACGACUCCGGUUCUGAUUACGAGUCUGAGUAUUGCAGUGACGACGAUGAAGGAAGCGUUACGAAGGCCGGAUCCGCCGAACCAGCGACCGAUCCAGCAGAUGAAAGCAUUGUCCUCGAUGAGUCCCCUUCACUCGCACAAAGUCCACCCCGCGCACCCGUUGCAGAAAACGUGAUUAAGCGAAGAGGAUUGUACGGCCGUAUCAUGAAAGGCUGGUUCGGGAGGAAGGGGUUCCGUGCUCAAGGACAGGAUCAAUUGGCACUUUUCGAAGGCGGUGCGACCCCGCGAAAGGAGAAGUCGGAUCCGUUCUUGACUGAGGCUGGAGCCGAUGCCGAGUCGGAGGCUGAAACAACGGAGGAAGUGAAGAAAGAGGUGUUGGAGGAUGAGGGAUUUACGGCGGAGAGCUUGGUGGGAAAGUUGGUGAAGACCAUUCAGGUGUUGUUUUCUUCGCAGACGAUGUUCUUUUGUUACGUGCAUGAUUUCACGAGACAAUUCCAGGGUGGAGACGGCCCACGCCGCGAAUACAUCUUCAACAACCACAUCUCACAACCCUUCGCCGACGCCGGGCUGGAGUCAUUUUGCGUGAAACUUACUCAGGGGUUCUUUGGUCAACGAAAAUUGAACUUACCGGAAGAUAAGGGAGAAGGGUUUCUUACUAUUGUUUCACGGCGGAGCUGUUUACGGAAUGGUCUGCGGUAUAUGAGGCGUGGGUUGGAUGACGAUGGGAAUUGUGCAAAUUUUGUGGAGACGGAAGAGGCUUUGUUUGUCUAUCCUUCACCGGGUGAAACGUCUGCUGAACCAACCUGGUUUUCGCAUAUUCAAAUCCGGGGUUCAAUACCGCUGUUUUUCUCACAAUCGCCGUAUACGCUGCAUCCCGUCCCGCAGCUUCAUCGGUCUGAUGCGGCGAAUACUAAAGCGCUACAGAGACACUUCGAUAACUUGAAGAGAGUGUAUGGUGGUGUACAAUGCGUCAACCUUGUGGAAAGCCAGAAUCGGGAGGCGAUCGUGGGAGCAAAGUAUGAGGAGGAGGUGAGAGACCUGCAUGACGAAGCAGUCGGAUGGAAGUGGUUCGAUUUUCAUCAUGAGUGCAAGGGCAUGAAGUUUGAGAAUAUUUCGCGGUUGGUGGCGAAUGAGGACAUCGAUGCGCAACUCCUUAAAUACGGAUGGUCAUCUGAAGGCUCCCGUCAGAAAGGAGUGUUCCGCACAAACUGCAUGGACUGUCUUGACCGCACCAAUGUGGCACAAAGCGCGUUCGGCAAAGCUGUGCUAAACCGCUGGCUCGAACAGCUCAACCUCGAGCUAACAAUCGCAGACUCCGAUAACCUCAACUGGAUCUGGGCCGAUAACGGGGAUGCAAUCUCCCGCUCCUAUACCGGUUCCGCAGCCCUUAAAGGCGAGUUUGUCCGUACCGGUGUGAGGGACUACAAAGGGGUGAUCGCUGACGCCACGAAUUCCUUGACGAGAUAUUUCACGAAUGUCGUGAGCGAUUUCUUUACACAGCUCGUGAUUGAUUUCGUGCUUGGUGGUGUUUCAGCGCAUGCGUUUGAUGAUUUUGAAAGUCGGAUGAUCAAUGAGGAUCCGGGACGUCUCGUUAAAGCUGAGCAGAUGCGGCAGAAUGCGAUUGAGGUGACGGCUGGUAUCGUCAUUGUCGAAGGGGAGGAAAUGCUGGAUGGGUGGACGCUCUAUUCUCCUGUUGAACCGAAUACAAUUCAGACACGGGAUUUUACGGAGUUGGUGUUGCUGCUGACAGAGGGAGCGCUGUAUGCUUGUCGGUUUGAUUUCGAGACGGAGAGGGUGUUGGCGUUUGAGCGAAUCGCGCUAAAUAAUGUUGUUUCGAUUCAGCGGGGUGUGUACAUCACGUCGACCCUCCAUCACGUCUUCACGGACCCGAAACGGAAUGUUGGGUUUGUAUUGCGGUAUGUUGCAGGUGAUCCAGACGCAAUCCGUACGAAUCACAGGAGUAUUAACAACACUGUCGAUCGAGGGAAGGGAUCGAGUGAUAUCCGAGUCCUGGCGUUCAAGGCCACGCCCUCGCAGAGUGGCAAGCGUGAUGAAGAGAGGCUUGUUAGGGCUGUCGUAGACGAGAUCGCGACGAAGUGUAUGGGUGGGGAUGAGGAGAGGGCUAAGGAUUUGAUCGAGGAGAGGGAUAUCGUAAGUCUUGCGGAAGCGCAGGGUGCGACGGGCUUAUGGGAGCGGUUGGAGUAUGGGUUCAGGAAGUGGGUUUGGGCCUGA